Symbiodinium sp. CCMP2456 is the source of this 369-nucleotide messenger RNA. The record is from the annotation of a GenBank genome assembly. Lineage: Eukaryota; Dinophyceae; Suessiales; Symbiodiniaceae.
GAGCUCGAUGCGCAGUGGACGACCCCAGAUGUCGUCUGCUUCGGCGCAGCCGUUAGCGCCUGCGAGAAGGCCGACCGCUGGCCAGAAGCCCUGGCGCUCAUCGACGACAUGCACCAUCGACUCCUGCAGGCCAACCUCGUGAUCUACAAUGCCGCCAUCUCUCUCUGGGUGGAGGCCUUGUGUCUCCUUCGCCACCUGCGUCGACGUCUCCUCCCCCCCGACGUCAUCACCCAGUCUGCCGCCCUGUCAGCCUGUGAGAAGGCCAUCCAGUGGAAGCGCGGUCUCGGACUGCUCAGCGCCUUUCCAAGGGCACGGCUGCUUCCAAACAUCGUGAGCUUCUCUGCGGCGAUCAGCACCUGCGAGAAGAAG